AUGAGAAAGGUCAAGGAUCAUCCUGAAGUACGUCAAAGCAGGGAUUUGAACGAGGACGUGAAGUUGUUGAUAAGUGAUCGAAUACUCGCCGACAGUCCGUUACCCAGUGUUUUUCUCCUGUACAACAAUCUCUACGAGUUUAGAAUGUGGCGAAAGUCGGUGGAUGUACGAGUGAGCGAUUUGCGAGCACUCUGUUCAUCAUCUGCACCUCGUGAUAUCAUAAUGAACUGUCCAUCGUCAUCGUCUGAUUCGAUUUUCCGAAUCGAAUUGCCUAAUGGUAAUACCACGGUGAUCUCGCAUGAGAACCAGAAUCCUCGUGAACUGCUCGAAAAAGUCUGCUUGAAGCUUGCAGUACAGGUAUGUUGUUUGUGA
Cooperia oncophora is the source of this 372-nucleotide messenger RNA. NCBI's taxonomy places the organism in Eukaryota, Metazoa, Nematoda, Chromadorea, Rhabditida, Trichostrongylidae. The record is from the annotation of a GenBank genome assembly.